GAUUUCCGUUAACGUUUCUUCUACAAGUGGGUGAGGUGAAUCAUCGUGUCGGUCUGAUUCUCUCGCAUGAAAAAUCGCAGGAGACGCAAGAUGAUUAUUAAAAAAUCUGCACAAAAGAAAGCAUUUUUUAAGGAAAUUGAUAUAACCUGACUCGUGAAAAGGAAUGAAGCAUUUUAAAAAAAUGACUAAUGUAAAUCGGUCCUGAAUUCCAAAGAAAACAUCCACAAAGAUCUGAGUUUUGAGAUUAUUAAAAAAUCUGCAUAAAGGAGCAUUUUUAAAGAAAGUUAGCAUAACCUGGCCACGAAAAUCUAACAAUUUCUAGGAAAAGAAAAUAGCAUGCAGAAUGAAGAGAUAUUGAAUCCAUUGAUUGAUUCUCUCAAUUUUGUUUGAAAAGAAAUAGCAUGAAAGGACUUUUUCCUUCUUAAUAUGUUGAUUGCUCGUUGUGCAUUGUAACGCAUUGUUGCGUUUGUAAAUUUUGUCGGUAUAAUUGGAAAAUAUGGUACCUCUCGGCCCAUCGCCGGGACAUCAAACGUCCAUGAAUAAUUCUUCCAGCGCGACCGCCAGCGGAACGAAAAACGCAAUAGUGAAAUCAAAUUAUACACUGAAAUAUACCUUGGCAGGUCAUACUAAGGCAGUGUCUUCUGUCAAAUUUAGUCCCAAUGGAGAAUGGUUGGCUAGCUCAGCUGCUGACAAGCUUAUCAAAAUUUGGGGUUCUUAUGAUGGAAAGUUCGAGAAGACUAUAGCUGGUCAUAAGCUGGGUAUUUCUGAUGUAGCAUGGUCUAGUGAUAGUAGAUUGCUGGUAUCAGCUUCUGAUGACAAGACCUUAAAAAUAUGGGAAUUAAGUUCUGGUAAAUGUUUAAAAACAUUGAAGGGUCACAGUAAUUAUGUUUUCUGUUGUAAUUUUAAUCCACAGUCCAACCUUAUAGUCUCUGGUUCUUUUGACGAAAGUGUGCGUAUUUGGGAUGUGAGAAGCGGAAAAUGCCUUAAAACCUUGCCGGCACAUUCAGAUCCUGUAAGUGCGGUGCAUUUCAAUAGGGAUGGCUCUUUAAUCGUUUCGAGUAGUUACGAUGGAUUAUGUCGAAUUUGGGACACUGCGUCAGGACAAUGUCUAAAAACUCUGAUAGACGAUGACAAUCCUCCAGUAUCAUUUGUCAAAUUUUCACCGAAUGGCAAAUACAUCUUAGCAGCAACGCUGGACAACACUUUAAAGCUGUGGGAUUACAGUAAAGGGAAAUGUCUGAAAACGUACAGUGGUCACAAAAAUGAGAAAUAUUGCAUCUUCGCGAACUUUUCUGUAACAGGUGGAAAGUGGAUUGUAUCCGGCUCUGAAGACCAUAUGGUAUACAUUUGGAAUUUACAGACGAAAGAGAUUGUACAAAAGCUACAAGGACACACAGACGUAGUACUUUGCACAACAUGUCAUCCAACGGACAACAUUAUAGCUUCGGCUGCUCUUGAGAAUGAUAAAACUAUUAAACUAUGGAAGAGCGAUACAUAAGAAUAGUUUGUAAAGUUAUUUGCUGUUAUUAUGUGCUGUACAAAUUGAUGUUUUUAUGUUGAAAGAAAGAUGACAUUGUAAAGCAUAGA
This is a messenger RNA of Trachymyrmex septentrionalis, 1587 nucleotides long. It is a transcript of the gene wds, whose product is annotated as protein will die slowly. Gene Ontology annotation, molecular function: protein binding. The coding region runs from base 497 to 1498 and encodes 333 amino acids. The record is from RefSeq and is a predicted model, not a curated record. NCBI's taxonomy places the organism in Eukaryota, Metazoa, Arthropoda, Insecta, Hymenoptera, Formicidae. The transcript is spliced from 12 exons.